This is a messenger RNA of Henningerozyma blattae CBS 6284, 1737 nucleotides long. RefSeq names its product ER oxidoreductin (gene ERO1). Gene Ontology annotation, biological process: protein folding in endoplasmic reticulum. The record is from RefSeq and is a predicted model, not a curated record. Gene Ontology annotation, molecular function: protein-disulfide reductase activity; thiol oxidase activity; FAD binding. The transcript has a single exon. Gene Ontology annotation, cellular component: endoplasmic reticulum membrane; endoplasmic reticulum. Lineage: Eukaryota; Fungi; Ascomycota; Saccharomycetes; Saccharomycetales; Saccharomycetaceae. Bases 1 to 1737 code for a protein of 578 amino acids.
AUGAAAUUAAAUAGCCUUUUGACUAACCUGGCUCUAAUAGGAUUAUCAUCAGUCAAUGUUAAUGCUGAUAAUAAUGAAGAUGUGUCUAUUCAAGAGUCAAAUUUUUGUAAACUAGAUGUGAACCAACAAGUCAGUCCUUCAUGUGACAUAACGUUUAAAGAAAUAAAUGAAAUUAAUAAAAAAAUUAGACCAGAUUUGGUGUCAUUAGUUCAAACAGAAUUUUUCAGAUAUUUUAAAAUAGAUUUAUACAAAGAAUGUUCAUUUUGGGAUACCAGUGAUGCAUUUUGUACGAGUAGGAACUGUGCUGUAGAUGUGGUCGAGGAUUGGGAUAAAUUACCUGAAAUUUGGCAGCCAGAAGUUUUGGGUAGUUUGAAUAAUGAAACUGUUAGUGAAGCUACUGAAGAAAAUGAUAAUGAAUUAACUUUCUUAAACCAAUUAUGUGAUAAAUCUAAAUCAGGUUCCACUCAAAAAGUAGGAUCACAAUAUGACUAUUGCGAUUUAGAUGAUUUUAGUAAAGAAGGAUCUGUACUAGUAGACUUGGUGGAAAAUCCAGAGAGAUUCACUGGUUAUGGAGGUAAUCAAUCUGCUUCUAUUUGGAUGAACAUUUAUAAUGAAAAUUGUUUCACUGUAGGAGAAACUGGUCAAUCGUUAGCAAAGGACGCAUUUUAUAGAUUAGUCUCUGGACUCCAUGCUUCCAUUGCUACUCAUUUAUCAAAUGGUUAUUUAAACACUGAUACUGGGAACUUUGAACCAAACUUGGAUUUAUUCAUGGCAAGAGUUGGUAAUUUCCCAGACAGAGUUGCAAAUAUCUAUUUUGAUUAUUCAGUUAUUUCAAAGGCCUUAUGGAAAAUUAGACCUUAUAUGAAACGUCUUUCGUUUUGUGAUUCAUAUGAUGAAAAGGUAAAGUCCAUUUUCUUAAAUAUUGUUUCUCAAUUAGAUUCGAAAAUCUUCAAUGAAGAUUUAAUUUUUUCAGAUAAUAUUAGUUCAAAAUUAAAAGAUGAUUUUAAGUUACGGUUCAAGAAUGUCACAAGAUUAAUGGAUUGCGUUCACUGUGAUAGAUGUAGAAUGUGGGGGAAAAUCCAAACUACUGGUUACGCCACUUCUUUAAAGAUUUUAUUCGAAUUAGAUCAACAUGAUGAAGAAACUAAACAACACAUUGUUGAUAAAUUGACUAAAUAUGAAUUGAUUGCCUUGAUUAAUACUUUUGAUAGAUUAUCACAAUCUAUUGCUGCUAUUAAUAAUUUUGAAACUUUAUAUAACCAAAGAUUAAACUCGAGUAAUAAUACUCAAAAUAAAUUGGCAAAUUUCUUCCAAAAUAAUAAUUUCUUUAAAUUAUUAGGCUCAGCAAGAAAAGCAGUGACAAGUACAAUUACAAGUAUAAAAGCAAAUGCAAGUAAGGGUGGGAUUAAGGCUUCAGAAGAAAAAGAUACCUUAAUUAAAGAAAAGGAAGAACAAGUUGUCUUUGCAGAUUUAAAGAUGCCAAAGAAGAAGACAAAACAACUAGAUUCAAAUGGUACUGAAAUUGAAGGUGUCUGGGAAAAAGCUUGGAAGACUGAAAUUCAUAAUUUUAAAGAAGCAUUGAGAUUCAUUUAUCGAUGCUACGCUGAUUUACCAUCUAAUGUAUGGAAUAUUUGUUUGUAUAAUAUGAAUAAGCUAUGGAAUAGAUUCGUCGGUGUUGCAAAUUAUGUUAAGGAGGAGGAGGAUAAUCCAAUUGCUUAUAGCUUGGAUAUCCAAUAG